GCAGCAAACCCAUUUCCUCACAACGGUCUCUCCUCUCCAAACUUUGUCUCUGUGCACUCUCACAUCUCUGCAAUCGUCUUGAACCAUCUCAUCUUCCUCCUUCUAACUCUCACCACUCUUUUCAACACCUUCACUUCCAAACCACCUUUGCACAGUUCGGCGUCAAAGCCCUCCCUCACUAUAUGAAAGGCGGCAGGGAAGCGGCGGCGGUGGAAUUUGGACAGGUGUUGUGGCCGGAGUUUGGUUGAUGAGAGGUUGCCGCCGAAAUUUGGUUGAUGGGUUGAAUCUGUAGGUGACGCCGGUAAGGAUGAAGAAGUUUGGUUGAUGGGCUGGGUCUGUAAGUGACGCCGGUAAGGAUGAAGAAGUUUGGUUGAUGGGUCGGGUCUGUAGGUGACGCCGGAAAAUCAAUAUUCCGGCAGCCGGAAAGCAAUUCUCCUUCUCUGAGUUUCGAAGCUAUUCGCAUUCUUCUUCACUACGAUACACACGAGAACAAGGCAGUCUAAUGGAUGCAAUGAACAACUCAGAAGCUCCAAAAGAAGCACUAUAUACAGAUAUCAAGUCCUUCUUUGACUCGGCUCCUCCUCUAACACAUGGUCCCGAUAUCAGUAGAAAAUUGAAUGAGUUUAUAGGAAGGAAUUCUGUAUCAUCAGGCAAAGGUAAUAGGGUUGUAUGUGUAACUUCUGGUGGGACAACAGUUCCUUUGGAGCAACGAUGCGUCCGUUACAUAGAUAACUUUAGCUCAGGCCAUAGAGGAGCAGCCUCCACAGAGUAUCUUGUGAAGGCUGGAUAUUCUGUUAUCUUUCUCUAUCGCAGGGGAACCUGCCAGCCAUAUUGUAGAUCUCUUCCAGAUAAUCCAUUGCUUGAAUGUUUCGAGUCCAUCAAUGAGUCGAACAUUCAAGUCUGCCAGUCACAUUCUGAAGCAGUGCGGAGGGCCAUUAGUGAACAUCAUGCAGCUGUAGCAGAAGGCCUCUUGUUGAAACUUCCCUUUACAACAAUAUUCGAGUAUCUUCAGAUUUUACAGUUGAUUGCAAUAUCAUUGAGGAGUCUUGGGCCAAGUGCAAUGUUUUAUCUUGCAGCUGCAGUGUCUGACUUUUAUGUUCCAUGGGAAAGUAUGGCAGAACAUAAAAUUCAGUCUGGAUCUGGUCCUUUGGAUAUGCGACUUGUUCAAGUCCCAAAGAUGCUUUCAGUGCUAAGGAAAGAGUGGGCUCCCACAGCCUUCUGCAUAUCAUUCAAGCUAGAGACGGAUUCAAAGAUUCUUUUAGAGAAGGCUGGUAUGGCCCUUAAAAAGUAUGGGAUGCAUGCAGUAGUAGCAAACGAGCUUUUGACCCGUAAAGAGGAGGUUGUAGUUGUCACAAGUAGUGGAAUGAUUUCAGUUCACCGAGACAAUACUCAAUCCGGUGCUGAUGUGGAGAGACCAUUGAUCGAACUCCUUGUGGAGAGACAUUCAGCUUAUAUCGAGGCUUCAACUAUAUGAUAUCUUAGCAUAUUGCAUCUGAUAGGUGAUGGACACGACAGAAAAUUUUCAAAUAAAGCUUCUUGUUCUCAUAUAGAAGUUAUUGUUUGGUGCAAUCGUCUACAAAGUGUAAGGAUUCGGGUUCAAGUUGGAGACUUAUCAAUCUCUGCUAAAAUAAUUUCACCCUUCAUCAUUGAUUAAUCAUAAUAAAGAUUACAGGGUUAUUAAUCUCUCAAAUGCUAUCUGCAGAAGGCACGUUCGAUUGAAAAUUUAUCUCGUCCUUUCUGGUUUGAUUUAUGACAAAAUGAGAGAGCCUUUUUCGUUUAAUGAGAUUUAUUGAACCUGUUAAUUUAAGUCUUUGUUACUCUGCUGAAAAAUUGAAUGCGGGCCACUGAAUUAUUAUGUUGAAAUAAAUUACUGUAUGUUACGUUGCUGUUGUGCUAUAUAAGGUCAUAUUUUGUUAUGUUUA
Cornus florida is the source of this 1922-nucleotide messenger RNA. Its product is annotated as phosphopantothenate--cysteine ligase 2-like. Gene Ontology annotation, cellular component: nucleus; cytoplasm. Gene Ontology annotation, biological process: coenzyme A biosynthetic process. The coding region runs from base 503 to 1474 and encodes 323 amino acids. Gene Ontology annotation, molecular function: phosphopantothenate--cysteine ligase activity. The record is from RefSeq and is a predicted model, not a curated record. The transcript has 10 exons. Lineage: Eukaryota; Viridiplantae; Streptophyta; Magnoliopsida; Cornales; Cornaceae.